GCACGUUUCAUCCUGAAAAAAAUAAACGGUGAAAUUCAAAUAGAAAAUAAACGAAAAGCGGUGAUUGUGGAACAGUUGGUGAGUAUGGGAUUCGAUCCGGAUCCAGUCAAGAAAUGGAAAGAAUUGCAAAAGAAGAAGGAAAUGGAGGCAACCGGUGAAAUUAUCACUGAGGAGGGAAGCGAUGGCGAGAAUGAAGAGAACGAAGGUGAAGAGGAUGAGCACAAUCGAAAGGAACCCAAGAACGCACAACAAAAAGAUUUGGAAAGUAAACUGAGCGAUUAUGACUAUUUGGUUGGUAUGGCAAUCGUAAGAUUAUCAUCUGAAGAGAAGGACAAAUUGUUACGUGAAAGCGGUGACAAGCUGGAAGAACUGAAGGUGCAGCAAUCUAUUUUUAUUAGUGUUUAA
Messenger RNA from Anisakis simplex (herring worm), 405 nucleotides. NCBI's taxonomy places the organism in Eukaryota, Metazoa, Nematoda, Chromadorea, Rhabditida, Anisakidae. The record is from the annotation of a GenBank genome assembly.